Messenger RNA from Racocetra persica, 499 nucleotides. NCBI's taxonomy places the organism in Eukaryota, Fungi, Glomeromycota, Glomeromycetes, Diversisporales, Gigasporaceae. The record is from the annotation of a GenBank genome assembly.
UUUACAAAGUCAUUCAUUGUUUUUAAACAUUUUUGAAGAAACUUAUAGAGAGUUAGUUUCUUUAAUUUCUACUUUUAAUCAACUCUCGAUAGUAUAUAAACCCCAAGAAAAUUUAGAAAUUGAUAAUGACGAAAGUAAUUUACUAUCAAUUAAUAAUAGUGAAUUAGAAGAUAAUUUACUAUUAAUUAAUAGCGAUAAUAGCUCAAAUUUUAAUUUUGAUUCUGUACUAUCUAAAACACAAAUUGAUAUAUACCGUCAAAUUUAUAUGAAACAACCCUUUGAAGAUGAAAAAGAUGAUACAUUAAACUCUAUUAAAUUAGUCAAAAAACAACUAGAUAAUCAAGAAGAAGAAGCAUAUCUUCAUCGGCUUUCUACAAAUAAAUGUUGUACAAAUAAUUGCUUAACUAAAAUUAAUCAUAAUAAUGGAUUAAUAAAAUAUAAACAAAUUCGAAACUAUACAAAGGCUGAAUUAGAUGUAUUUUUACUUGCAAUGAUAGAA